AUGGUGAAGGGAAGUUCAAGGAAUCCUUCACUAUCACUGUUGCCUCAAUUAAGCCCUCAUCUUCCGCAGCAGGUGAGCCAUGGCCUGAACCGCCCCAUUCGCAAAUGUCUGCGGAGGUUGGAUUCAAGGUACUAUAUCGAUGCCUACACAUGGGAUAAAUCAUACAACUCAAGAUUACAGUAUGCGAAGUUAGAUGUCAACAUGGUGCAGCAGCUGCAUCAGAAGAAACUCAAUGGCAUCACAGGGCUCAUGAACGACAUCGUAUCCCAUAAGUUGGAGCAGGAGAGAGAACAUGUCCCAUCAAGCGUUGAAUGCUACAUGAAACAGCGUGGAGUUUCAGAGGAAGACACAGUUAAAUUGUUUAGAGAAGAGAUUAGAAAUGCUUGGAAAGUUAUCAAUGAGGAGCGGCUGAGACCAACUCCAGAUCCAAUGCCUCUGUUGGACAGAAUUAUGAAUCUUGCUCGUGCAAUGGAUGUCACCUGCUGGAAGGAUGGCGAUGGAUUCACAAACUCUUUCAUUUUAAAGGACUAUGUUGCUUCAUUGUUUAAGGACCCUCUUCCCUAA
Molecule: messenger RNA, 564 nt
Organism: Manihot esculenta (cassava)
Lineage: Eukaryota; Viridiplantae; Streptophyta; Magnoliopsida; Malpighiales; Euphorbiaceae
Product: alpha-copaene synthase-like
Exons: 3
Coding region: 1-564 (187 amino acids)
Molecular function (GO): magnesium ion binding; terpene synthase activity
Source: RefSeq, a predicted model, not a curated record